AAGCGCCUAUAUUUUCUAAGCCAAAUUCGAGCCCCACUAUUUUUUACCAAAAAAAUGAGCUCCAAAACGUCCACCACACGUAUUCGUCUCGACCCAGCUCCUUUUGCAUCCAAAGUCUAGACUCUCUUGCCUAAACCCCUCUAAAGCUCUGAAUAAGAGCAUCGGUGAUUCAGUAAAUUUACAAGUGAUAUAUUAGUGUCUCGUCAUUUCUUUUCACAUGGUAUUGGGGUUUUUGUUUAGUAAUCACUUUCACCGCUGAAAAUUUUCGCUUCCCUUGCCUUGCCUCAAUCUCACCCUCUCUGUUCCCGCCAGAAAACCAAAGCUGUGGUUUUUCUCUUCUUCUUCCAUCACUAUUCCUUGAUGCCGCUGACUCUUCCCCUCCUCCUCUACAGCGCUGCAUAGCAAGAGUGAUGGUAAAUCGAGCCAUUAGAAAAUUUCUUUUCUUUCAUAAAUCAAAUGGAGCUUCCCUCAUAGUUAGCCCCACACAUUUGGUGCUACACCAUCGAUCAAUGACAACAAGCAAGAGAGUUCAAGACCGAAGCGAGAUGAAAAGAAUUCAUGAUCUCGAAAUUGCAACAGAGAAGUGGAAGAUAGUAUCAAAAGUGUUGUUCCUGAUGGAGAUUUUGAAGGAAGAACCUGAACAAGUAAUACCCAUAAGUUCACUCGACCAAUACCGAAGGCAAAUCAACUUGCCCAAGCCACACAAGAUAUCGGACUUCAUUCAGAAAUCGCCGAAGCUGUUUGAACUCUACAAGGACCGCAAGGGGGUCUUGUGGUGUGGGAUGACCAAAGAAGCCGAAGAAUUGGUCCAAGAAGAGGAGAGGAUCACUGAAGAGUACUCAGAAAAGGCAGCAGAGCACGUCACGAGAUGCUUGAUGAUGUCUGUUGCUAAGCGUCUGCCUUUGGAUAAGAUAGCCCAUUUCAGGAGAGACUUUGGUUUGCCUAUUGAUUUCCGAAAAAAUUGGAUUUAUAGGUAUCCAGAGCAUUUUAGGGUGGUUAAGAAUGAUGAUGAUAUUGAGUUUUUGGAGCUUGUUUCUUGGAAACCAUCUUGGGCCAUUACUGAAUUGGAAAAGGAAGUGAUUGGGGUGUCAGAGGAUCACCAACCGGGGUUGCUUUCGCUUGCUUUUCCAUUAAAGUUCCCUUCUAAUUACAAGAAGGUGUACAGGUAUGCUGGGAAGAUUGAUCACUUUCAAAGGCGGUUGUAUUUGUCUCCUUACGCGGAUGCACAUGGGCUGACAGCUGGAUCGUUAGAAUUUGAUAAGAGAGCAGUUGCAGUCAUGCAUGAAUUGCUUAGCUUUACUAUAGAGAAGAGGUUGGUCACGGAUCAUUUGACCCACUUUCGGAGGGAGCUUGUUAUGCCUCAGAAGCUGAUGAGGCUUCUACUGAAGCAUUUUGGCAUAUUCUAUGUUUCUGAGAGGGGGAAGAGGUUUAGUGUGUUUUUGAAUGAAGCAUAUGAAGGUUCUGAUUUGAUUGAGAAAUGCCCGUUGGUCCUUUGGAAGGAAAAGGUCCAAACCCUUAUUGGUUACAGAGGAAGGAAGAAGAAAAUUGAAACUCAUCAUGAUUUUGUAGAAAUGGAGGCUGAGGAUUUGUGUGGGAGUGAGUCUGAGGAAGACAAUGUGCAUAUGGAACAAAAACAGGAAGACACCAUAUGCGGUUUAGAGGAUUCUGCACUUUCAGAUGAAUCAGAGAUGGAGAUUGGAGACAUUUGCGGUGCAUACAAAGCUACUGAAGCAUCAUGAGGAGUAUGUCACGUGCAGGGUGAAAAAAUAACACAGCUUUUAACUCUAUGAAGAUGGUCAACAACCAGUAACUUUUUGCCCGAAGGGAUGGUGGUCCCGUGACUCUGUGGGGAAACUACAAGAAUUGGUAAUGGUUCCAACCCACAACCGUUGCUCCUCAUUCCUCAAUAUUCAGUCAUCUUACCAUUUUCACUUUAGCUUUAAAAAAAGAAGAAACUAGCUUCGGAAAAGAGAAACAACCAUGCAUGUUUAGGUUCUGAUUCUUGUUUAGUUACGAUUGCUUGAAGUUAGUUUACCCAGUCACAAGCCUCAAGAAAAGGGGAUGCUCUCAUGUAUGUCUGAUAGACAGCUGUAUUGACUGUUGAGGCUUCUGAGUUUUCCAUCAGACCAUGCUUAGGCUGACAUAGCAAUGAACCCUCUAUUUACGGUAUAGCUAUAGGACCAUGAUGUCCGUUUUCCCUCGUUCCAGGGAAGAUUGCAAAUAGAAUGCUAGGUGGAUCAGUUUCGCACUCAUAUGAAAUGGUUUCUUUUUGUGAUGUUCGUUUCAGUACAUUUUAAAGAUUUAAAUGGUCACCGUGUUUGAAUGCAACGUUUGGCGGUUUGAGGGAUUGGGGGUUCUGUAAGAGAGGGCAAAGCAGCUUAAUCCUAUGCUCAAAGUCUGAUAGAAGAGGUAACUUUCCAGACAUCGUUUCUUCUCCCAUAGUCAUGGAUUGGACGAGUAUUCAAUAAGACAAGAAUUAGUUUCCUUGUCAGAGCCAUCAGCAGUCGGAACAAUGGUAUGUUGCCUUGCACAUUGGGAUGCAUGCACGAGUUAUUUUGGUGCAUUUCUUCCUCUUUGUAAAUUUUCUUACUGUACUCGUUAGUUAUUUACCCUCAAUUGCCUCCCAUGUUGAAAGAAGUAUUUUCAAUCUUUUUCCUGCCAAACGUGAUGGAUUGUGUGUCAGGGCAAACAGAAAGUGUAGAAGUGGAAUCAUUUGUGCGCUCUUUUCCUUAAA
Messenger RNA from Rhododendron vialii, 2734 nucleotides. Its product is annotated as protein WHAT'S THIS FACTOR 1 homolog, chloroplastic. The transcript has 3 exons. The coding region runs from base 411 to 1739 and encodes 442 amino acids. Gene Ontology annotation, molecular function: RNA binding. The record is from RefSeq and is a predicted model, not a curated record. NCBI's taxonomy places the organism in Eukaryota, Viridiplantae, Streptophyta, Magnoliopsida, Ericales, Ericaceae.